Molecule: messenger RNA, 1488 nt
Organism: Rhizoctonia solani
Lineage: Eukaryota; Fungi; Basidiomycota; Agaricomycetes; Cantharellales; Ceratobasidiaceae
Product: Vegetative incompatibility protein HET-E-1
Exons: 2
Coding region: 1-1488 (495 amino acids)
Source: RefSeq, a predicted model, not a curated record
AUGCAACCUAGGCGUGUAUUUGGGACUUUGCCCCAAUUGGAUAACCCUGAACAUGAUCAUGUCAUGGAGCUGACAUCUCCUAUGCAAGGCAUGGAACAGGGACAUCAGGAAGGAGUAGGAAUUACCCCUUCUAAACAGGCUGACCAACCGGAUAUGGAAUCAUUUCAACUUGCCACAGCUAGGAUCCUAGACCCUAGGCAUGAGAAUCCAGGGAAUAACACACCCUUGGAGGACCCUGCCACCAGGGAAAAGGAAACCCCUUUGGUAGAUGAGGCAACCAGGAAUAAGACAGUGAAGGAUUUUAUUGAAGACUUCUUUGCCAAAUUCCCUGAGGAAACUCAACCACCAAAAACUGAGGCAAACAGGAAAUGGAUUACUAAUGACCACCUUACAAGUACCCAAAAGGUCUAUGGAUUCUUAAUGGAACUAGUAAUGGGAGUCAAAAGGUUGGAGAAACAUAUUGACAACCAUCUAAAGAUGGAACAGGAAAUGCUGGAUCAAGGCAUUUCUCAGGAGGUGAUUGAUGAAUUGGAUAAAAUACUUCCCUUGUCUUCCCUCUGGGAGGCUGAGAACAACAGUGAAUCCAAUUCUGAUAAAUCAGGGUCUACUGAAAUCCAAUGUGAGAACAUCAUGCCUGCCAUCAGAACAGAGACCAGGAUCUCCAAGGCCACUGGAAAUGCCACCUCUUACCACCUUGAUAGAUCCAGUGAGCACAGGACCAAGUUCCCUUGGUCCCAGGACAACCUGGAUCAAUGGGCACCCCCAGAUCCAUCCAUGGGCUGGGACAUGGGGAAUGAUCAACCCCCUAUCACCAACAUCUAUGACUGGCAUAAGGUCAUCACAAGAUGUGACUCCUUCCAACAAUCCAAGGCUUAUGCCAAACUACUUGAUCCCUCAGCAACCCUUGAUUACAUACCAAUGGGUCAACAAUGGAAAUGCUACUGGAUUGGAAGAACCCUACGCUGUCCAAUCAGGGGAUACCUCCGCUGGGUUGGCAGUGAGCCACCAAAACAACCCAAACUAAUGCAAAGUACCAAGUUCUUUGUGUGUAGAGGUAAUGUGGGUGCCUCUGUGGAGGAUGUAGUGAGGGCCCCAGUGCUAAAGCACACAAGGAAGUUGGCAGAGUGGCAUCUAGACAUUGAGGAAAUUGAUCCUGAAUGGUGGAUACCAAUCUCAACAGUAAGGGAAUGGCUGGCUGCAGAAAUUGAAAACUGGAAAAACAAACUGCCAUCAGGCUUAGGUGGCUAUGUGGACAACCUCACUCCUGAGGAUGUCUAUUACAUGAUCCUAGAACGCAAAAUGAGCAUAGAGGAUCUACAUGACUGGCUCAAACAAUGGGCCAUGCAAGCAGCUCAGAAUGAUCUGAGCAGAAGUAUAUCCAACUUAGCAAUCCAUGAAUUAAGUGAUGAAGGAGGACAUGAGUCUGACCUUGAAAGUAACAAGGCCAUGAACAAAUGGAAUCCCUUGGAUUAUGCUGAUGGAAUGUGA